AUGUCCGCGUAUGCUAAUUUAUUACCAGAAAGUGGUCAAUGGAAACAACAAAUAACAGCUUUCUUAUCAGAGGAUGUCCCUUCCUUUGAUUUUGGUGGUUUUGUGGUUGGUUCAAAAGAAGAAACUGGCUCAUUAUAUAUGAAACAAGAAGGUUUAAUAUGUGGUAUUCCAUUUGCUGCUGAAGUUUUCAAACAAUGUAAUCUACAAGUUAAAUGGAAUUAUGAAGAAAAAACUUAUGUGACUCAAGAACAGUUGAAUAAAAAUAAUGGUAAAAUAGUCGUCGCAACGGUGAGUGGUCAAGCUAGAAAUAUUUUAUUAGCUGAAAGAACUGCAUUAAAUUUGUUAGCAAGAGCCUCUGGAAUAGCUACGCAAUCAUAUAUCACUAAAAAGCUAGCGGAUGAAAAUGGUUAUACAGGAUUAAUCGCAGGAACAAGAAAAACAACCCCAGGUUUGAGAUUGAUUGAGAAAUAUGCAAUGUUAGUGGGAGGAGUAGAUACUCAUAGAUACGAUUUAAGUUCAAUGGUAAUGUUAAAAGAUAAUCAUAUUGCUUCUACUGGGUCAAUCACUCAAGCAGUCGCUAAAGCUAAAACAGUUUGUGGAUUCGCUGUUAAAAUCGAAGUUGAAGUUAGUUCUGAACAAGAUGCUCGAGAAGCCAUAGAUGCUGGAGCGGAUGUUAUAAUGUUGGAUAAUUUCAAAGGUGAAGAGUUAAGAAAAGUUGCUCAAUCUUUAAAGAAGCACUACAAAGGAAGUGAUAAAUCGUUUUUGUUAGAAUGCUCAGGUGGUUUGACUCUUCAAAAUUUAAGCAGUUAUCUAUGUAACGACAUUGAUAUUUACUCGACUUCAUCAAUUCAUCAAGGAACAAGUAUAGUCGAUUACUCUUUGAAAAUCGAUGUUUAA
Lodderomyces pseudojiufengensis is the source of this 897-nucleotide messenger RNA. Its product is annotated as nicotinate-nucleotide diphosphorylase (carboxylating). Gene Ontology annotation, cellular component: cytoplasm. Lineage: Eukaryota; Fungi; Ascomycota; Pichiomycetes; Serinales; Debaryomycetaceae. The transcript has a single exon. The coding region runs from base 1 to 897 and encodes 298 amino acids. Gene Ontology annotation, molecular function: nicotinate-nucleotide diphosphorylase (carboxylating) activity. Gene Ontology annotation, biological process: quinolinate catabolic process; NAD+ biosynthetic process. The record is from RefSeq and is a predicted model, not a curated record.